ACAGGAGGCUUCUUCAACAGAGACAAAAGGCUUCCGUUUCAACCAAUGCUGUGGUUUGCUAGCGAACAUAGAUCCGGAGCAUUUAAGCUCGUCAGACUAAUCUUGUGUAUAUUAAUCUUAGUGUUUAGAACACAAUUCUGUUUACGCAUCUACUUGUUAAUUUAAACGUAGUUUGCUUCUUAAAUUAGCGAAUGUGUUAACUUGAUACUGCACAAGGCUAAUCGCCCGGAGCACGAGGUCACGAAACUAGACGGAGAAAGAUCUGGUGAAAGGAGAGGAAGAAGCUUUCAGAAUGGAAGAGGAGGCUAUCACAUUGAAACAAGAGGAUGAUAUUACAGGGAAAGAGGAAGAUGGGAAAGAGGUUGUCAGAGUGGAAAAUGAGGAGGUAGAAGCUUUCAGAAUAAAAAAGGAUGAAGAUCCCGUAACAUUGAAGAAAGAGAAUAUAGUGAAAGAAGAGGAAGAACGUUUCAGAAUCAAAAAUGAGGAAGAUGCCGUAACAUUGAAGGAGGAGAAUGUAGUGAAAGAAGAGGAAGAACCUUUUGGAGUAAAAGAGGAAGAGGAGGAUAUCUCAAUAAAAGAGGAGGAAGAUGUUUUAGGAGUGAAAAAGGAGGAGGAGUCAGAAUAUCCGAUUACCAUCCGAGAGAGACAUGACGAUCCUGGAUCCUCUGGGGAGCCUCAACAACAUCCUGAUGCUGACGAGGCAGAGAAGAGUCUCUCCAGAUCAGAACACCAGAUGGUACAGCUUGGUCUGGUCUAGCAUACAGCUUGCUCU
This is a messenger RNA of Oncorhynchus nerka (sockeye salmon), 772 nucleotides long. RefSeq lists its product as uncharacterized. Lineage: Eukaryota; Metazoa; Chordata; Actinopteri; Salmoniformes; Salmonidae. The transcript is spliced from 2 exons. The coding region runs from base 293 to 757 and encodes 154 amino acids. The record is from RefSeq and is a predicted model, not a curated record.